UGCUGGUGUAAAUAAUCACUACACGUUUGCUCUGGUCAUCCGCAGCAUAUGUUAUUCAGGUUUUUGGUGUAUUCUUUGGUUGUUUUGGACAUCCUGUAAAACGGGGACAUUUCCGGAGACAGGACACCAAAGAUCGAGACGUCUGGUCUUUUUAUUAUUUUGGCACUAUGCCACUGUAACAUUGUGUUAUUUUUUUGUAGUACCAUACGUAAUUUCCUUAAGGGAAGACAUUACACGGGCUCUCAAAGAAACUUUAUAUAAUCAUUUAUAUAAUAAAGAUUUUAUGAUCACCAUCUACGAAUGCAUGUCAGUAUAAAUCCCUAGACCUUAUAGACUUUAAUGAUAAUGCAACGUUUUUUGCAGGAUUUAUACAUACAUAUAAGAUCAGUGAAAUAAAUUCGUUGUGUCACUGACAACAGACACAGUAAUAAAAUAAAAAUACAACAACUGAAUUAAAUAACGUCCUGUGUCGUCAUGCCACGGUGCAUGAUGGGAUCUGUAGUGCGCCGGUCUGGCACUUCCUGUACAUUGGACUGCGGGUGUGAAGUUGAGUCGUGAUCUGAAUCGAGUUGAUCAAAGUUAUAAACACACAUCAGAUGUCUGUGCUUGAGGCAUCCAGCAGACCCAUCACUGCAGUGGCCUGGGCUUCUAACACCAGCACUUGUCCCAGUCAAUUCUCUCUGAUCAAUCAAACUGAAGAUGGAGGUUCAGCAAACUUCAGCAGAGGUUUUGGACUCAAGUCAGGAUAUUACCUGUGUUACAGCAGGGAUCUGUCUGGAGGGAUGGUUGUGGCAGAUGUGCAGGUGAUUUCAGAUAAAGAGACGAUUCCUCAUGGUUAUUGCUACAUCCCAGAAUAUCUGGAGCACAAAGCGUCUAUUGGAAAGAAGAAGCGCAUUUGUGUUCGGAUCGUUCCUGUGGGCAGCGUAACAACAGCCGUACUAGAGCUCAAACUGACGGUCAAGAACAAGACCAUGCUGCAGCAGUACACCUGCCUGGGAGACAUGAAUGGGUUUGUGGUCUGGUGUUUGAAGGGCGUGCUCUCUCCUCCAGCGCCGCAGGCUAAGCCUCGUAGAGUUAGUCUGGACAUGCGUAGUCUCACGCUAGAAGGAUCUGGACCUCCACAGCCGCUCAAACCCAGCAAUCCUCCCGCUGGCUCAACAAAGGUCAGCCGUCGCCGCACUACCCUAGAAACCAGCAAGACAUUGGAGGGUGUGUGUGACAGCGGUAACCAUAGUAACAUCUCUGGUAUAACAGCGAUGGAUGGAGUUCCAUUCAGUCUUCACCCAAAGUUUGAGUGUCAUACAAACCCACAGGUGUCUGUGAGCACAUUGAGUGAUAUUCGUAUUAAAUCAGUGCAGGACAUUGAGAAUGAGUAUAACUACAUGUUUGCUGUUGAAGAACUGGCCGCCAAGAGAAUUAACCCCUUUUGACAAAAUCCUGAAAUAUUGUCUUUUUGGAGCCUGUUUUUUAGAUAUUAAAUCUAGUUUGCUUUCAGGUUCUAGUUAGCACAAUCUCUUUUUAAACUAGUUCAUCAGGGUUUGAUCUCUCUGUCUUUUUCUCUAUUAUUUACUCUUGGGUUGCUUAAACUUGAAGGAUUUCCUACAUGUAUAUAUGUUUGUAUGUUUCCAUAUGUUAGUUUUCAAAUGUUACAGUUUCAUGUGUUUCUGAAAUGACUAAAAGUCAAAUUCAAGUGCUUGACAAAGUGGCUAACAACCCCAUUAAAGAUACAGUUAAUUGCACAUUAUUUGUUAUUUUAUAAAUAUAAAACCAAAUUACUUGUGUAUCUGGGGCAUUUUUCUGUAGUUUUUUUCCUUUUACACUAAUAUUCUAUUUAAAUAUAUUUCAGAAAUGGUGGGACCAAAUAUUUCUGUGUGUGCUUUAUAUUUAUGUCUGUUAGAAACCUUUUGUGUAAGAGAAUUAAAAUGGAUGUUUUAGGGAUGCAAUGGUGUAAUUCUGUGGCCAUUAUUUAAUAUGUGAGCAGUAAAUCAAUAAACAGGAGUAUACAAUGUGCCAUAAAUGAGAA
Triplophysa dalaica is the source of this 2023-nucleotide messenger RNA. It is a transcript of the gene mvb12a, whose product is annotated as multivesicular body subunit 12A. Gene Ontology annotation, biological process: receptor catabolic process; regulation of epidermal growth factor receptor signaling pathway; virus maturation. NCBI's taxonomy places the organism in Eukaryota, Metazoa, Chordata, Actinopteri, Cypriniformes, Nemacheilidae. Gene Ontology annotation, cellular component: ESCRT I complex; cytosol. The record is from RefSeq and is a predicted model, not a curated record. The transcript has 10 exons. Bases 597 to 1430 code for a protein of 277 amino acids.